AAGGCAAUAUGAAAUAGUAUAAAUCCAAAUGAAGAGAGUAUCACAUUGAUUCCGAGCGACGAUAUUGGAAGAACCAACAUGAAUUUCCAGAGUGUGAAUCCUCUAAAUGUUCGAUUGAACUUAUUCUCGGGCAACUUAUUACCGAUGACUAACUACAAUUCACCUUUUCCAUUAUUAUGGAAGAUGUAUAGCAUGUUUGUGUGGAUAAUCGAAUUGAUCAUAGGUGCCACAUUAAUUCCGGGGUGCAUGUAUGUAUCGACGGAGAAAGUUCUGAAGGACGGCAUGAUUUGCUUUGCAGUCUUUAUAGAAAUGACUUUUUUGAUCGCGCGAAUUCAUAUUUAUAAGAAUGUGGCGCAUCAAUUAAUUCGAAGACUGAAUGAUAUUUUGCACGUUGCUGACGAGACUAUGAUGAGCGUCGUGACGGCGACUCUGAAACCGGUGGAAGCUCCGCUCAACUUUUACUGGUCGAUCGGUGUGAUAUCGAUAAUAGCGUGGACUUGUAUACCGCUUGUAUUAGUAUUCAAGAAGAAUCUUUUCUACUAUGAAGAUUAUAGGAUACCUGCCGCUUUCUCGAAACAGCCAUUCUCACUCGAGAUCUUCCUGCUGGGCAGUGUAUUCUUAAUGGUCAGUGCUGUAUAUAUGUUUUUACAGAAAGUCGGUGUGGAUGUAUACAUGAUACAUCUGGUGUUGAUGACAACGGCGCAAUAUCGAUAUAUUGCAAUGAAAAUUGCAAUGAUAUUUCAUGCAAAUGAUGAAGAUAACAAGGAGUACUCUUCUGAAUUAAAUCAAAGGCAAGAAAGGGAAUUUAAAGUGCUAUGUCGGCAUCACAACUCCGUGAUUCAUAUAACUUCGUUACUAAAAGAACUGCUUUCUUUAAACUUCAGUUUAAUUUACAUGAACAGUGUCUUUCGAUUUUGUUUUAUCGGUAUCAUGUUAAGCAUGAUACCAUCCACAACAUUCUGGGAAGGGAUUUCAAUCAUCAUGUACGCAUCAGGAGCAGUAGUACAGCUUUUUAUUUUGUGUUCUUGCGUGCAACAAUUAUUAGAUGCGAGUACGGAAAUAACAAAUGAAGCAUUUCACGAAGAUUGGUAUCUACUCAAACCAUCGAUAAAACGUACAUUUAUUUUAAUAAUUAUGGCUAAUAAUUUAGAAUGCAAACUAGCAACGUUUGAAAAUUUAAACCUUUCUUUACCUUCAUUUAUGAUGAUUUUAAAUCAAUCAUAUUCGAUCUCUCUUCUAUUUCUAAAAAUGAAAUGA
Messenger RNA from Camponotus floridanus (Florida carpenter ant), 1257 nucleotides. Its product is annotated as odorant receptor 67a. NCBI's taxonomy places the organism in Eukaryota, Metazoa, Arthropoda, Insecta, Hymenoptera, Formicidae. Gene Ontology annotation, biological process: sensory perception of smell; detection of chemical stimulus involved in sensory perception of smell. Gene Ontology annotation, molecular function: odorant binding; olfactory receptor activity. The coding region runs from base 79 to 1257 and encodes 392 amino acids. The transcript is spliced from 5 exons. The record is from RefSeq and is a predicted model, not a curated record. Gene Ontology annotation, cellular component: plasma membrane.